AUGACCAAUCCUAUGACCAAAUCGGACGCUGCUAGAGUCCAGUCAUCUCAGGCCAAGAACGGCGGAGACAUGUCUUCGGCUGGGUUUGCUGCGCGUGCUCAGGCCGCCGGCGAUCGCAACGAAAGCCAUGGAAAUGCCUCUGGCCACGGAAAAAAUUCUGGUUCUGGGGCCGAUGCGGGAUCCAAGAAAUGA
Molecule: messenger RNA, 192 nt
Organism: Metarhizium album ARSEF 1941
Lineage: Eukaryota; Fungi; Ascomycota; Sordariomycetes; Hypocreales; Clavicipitaceae
Product: Seed maturation protein
Exons: 2
Coding region: 1-192 (63 amino acids)
Source: RefSeq, a predicted model, not a curated record